This is a messenger RNA of Linum trigynum, 1928 nucleotides long. The record is from the annotation of a GenBank genome assembly. Lineage: Eukaryota; Viridiplantae; Streptophyta; Magnoliopsida; Malpighiales; Linaceae.
CCCUUCCAAACUGAAAUAAGGAAUGGACCCUGGGUAAGCUCGCCAUCGUAUCUUGCUUGGGCCUUGAACCCGACUCCACCCGGCCCAUUAGCCAAAUUUAGUGUUUCAGUCACUGGAACUUCCAGUCCGAAACGGCAGCGUUUUCCAUCUCAGAAGUCCGUCAUUUUUCUCGGCCGGAGGAAACAGAUCGCUCCGCCCAGCCCAGCAUUUCUACAAAAUCGAAGAGCAAAACCGAUCGCAGAAAAUUCUCUCUCACACACACUCUCUCCACCUCAAAUAAACGCAAAGGGGACGGAAUGCAUAAGCUGCAGCCCUUCACGACGGCGGCGAGCAUGCUCCGCCAGCGUCUCUCCGGCUCGCUCCGUACCCGCAGCGGCGGCGCGUCGGGAUGGACGACCCCAGGGCACGAGGAGCGGCCCAAGGGUUACCUGUUCAACCGGACCCCGCCGCCGCCGGGACAGUCGCGCAAGUGGGAGGACUGGGAGCUCCCUUGCUACCUCACCAGCUUCCUCACCAUCGUCAUCCUCGGCGUCGGGCUCAACGCCAAGCCCGAUCUCACCAUCGAGACCUGGGCGCACCAGAAGGCCCUCGAGCGCCUCGAGAUGGAGAAAUUGGCUUCCGCUGAUUCCGAUUGAAGACGGGAAAUGGGGAUUUUCCUGGUGGGCUGUGGAAUCUUCCCUCAGCGAGCGAUCGAGACAGUGGUUCGUUUGGUUUUCUGCUCUUUAGUUGUUGAUAAUGUGUAGCCGAGUAAUAAAAGUAUUUGGGACCUUUGAUUUUGAUGACAAUUGGGGGAUUUCAAUCUGGAGGUUUUUUGCUUGAGUGUUACACUUCUAGCUGUUUACUUUUGGACCUGGGUUUUGGGGCAUUGUAAGUUUUGAAAGAGACGUUAUUACUUAUGAAUGUUUCCCAUCUAAUGGCAUUGCUAAAUGCACUGAUGAAUCUGGUUAUCUGGGUUUGAUUUGGCUUUCAAUUGGUGAAAUUGGGUUGCUUUCCGAUCGCUGACCUACUUGUUUUUGGAUGGUGUUUGAUGUUAAGUGUUUCAUUUGUCGCAUAAGGUCUAAGUAGAACGACAAGCUGAUCCUGUUCUGGGGUAAUUCAGGCUGGUUUAUGACUUACAGUUUGUUGUUUAGGUGAAACCUAGCAAGCUUAAGAUGUUUGCUUUUAUAUCUUCAUCAUGCUUGCUGCUUCGGAUAGUUUCCUUGUCAUGGAUAUGAAUCAGGGCUAUGAUUUAAGUUGACAUGGAGCUUGUUUGUAUAUCUCUUUGGCUAACUUACUGGUAGAGGUGCCUCUUAAAAUUUUUAAGUACUUGUUAACUUUAGAACAAAUUAUCUGUUGGCUUGAACAUUUGUAUACUGCACUGGUGACUGCUCUUAUGAUAAUACCUCUGGAUGAGAAAUUUUAGCACAGCUACUUACCAUUUUGAUUUCUACUCAGAAUCCUUUUGAGUUUAGUGUUCUGCUGGUUUGUUAUGUGGUACUAACAUACCGAUCUAGUCAGUUAGACUCAAUUAAGCUCUAAUCUCUUGCUCUUCUGUGACUCUUGGCACCUGGCAUCUGAAGUGAGAAAUUUCAGUGCAAUUACUAUGUUCCUACUUUGAUGUCUACCAAGAGUCCUUUGAGUUCAAUAUUCGGCUAGGUUAUAAUGUGGUAUAUACAUACUGGUUAAGUUAGUUAGACGCUGUAAAGCCAGUAUCUGUGCUCUUUGUUUCUCUGUUACUCCUGGCAAUCAUUUUGUGGCUUUCUAAGGAGACUAGCACAAUUUGGAUUUGCUUACUGGCUUAUGAAUUUAUUAAGCAGGUCAUGCAGUUUGGAACUAACAAGGGUUGGAUAUAAUUUAGCAUCCAGUACCAUUAGGGCAACCCCAGAGGUGAAGUGAUUAGUUAUUGAAGCUACAUCUGUGUGGUGACUGGAUAAAGGCAACCCAGUUUU